AUGAACGACAAAGUGAAAAAAUACGAUGUAAGUCAUCUAGAUGAGAUCUUUAUGAUUCUUUAAUUUUUACUCAUUCUCUAAUUAUAAAAUAAAUGAAUUCCAGGUUCCUCUCAAACAAUAUCACAUGCUACAAACUUCUCUGGAAGUUGAUUAUCCAUAUUUUCCAUUUCGAAUAUCAAUUGAUUAUGUUCUUGUUCAUGACGCAAGUUCGAAUAAAAAUCGUGAAAAAUUUCGGCAUUUUUUCGAAAAAGCCGCGCAAAAAGAGGGUCUUAUAAUAAGACAUGAAAGUUCUGCGCAAACACAUUUCACUCUAAUUUCGACACCUUUUCAUAGAUUAUGUCGAGAAGCUGAAAUGUCACAAAUGUGUUUUCCAUUGAAAGAUGUUAGUUUGGGAGUUGGGUUUUGAUAAGGAAAAAAACUUCCGAUUUUUUUGUAAUUCCAAAAUUUCAAUUUUUCAAUUAUCGUAUUCAUCCUUUCCACAAAUAUUUCUCAAAUUGAAUUUUCAAAAAUUCAAAAUGUGGAAAAAUUUUCAAAAUUUUAGGAACAUUUCUUGUGAAAAAUUUUUGAACAAUUAAAACUUAGGAAACCCAAAAAAACAGGGAAGCCUAAGAUUAGCCUGAGAAAAAAUUGACCCAAUAUUUCCAGCUCAUAUUUUUUCCAGUGUCAAAUCAAACCAGCUGUUCCAUCUUGUUGUAUUCCACUUUCCAAUUUAUUUGUUACCGAUGACACAGUUUGUCAUAUAAAUGCCCCUUUUCAACGGAAAAAUGGUCCAUUAUUUGUGAAUUAUACUAAUGAGAAAAAGUUUUUCACUCCUGCGCAAAGAGGAUUCUUGACACAUCAGGUAAUUUUUUUUGUAAAAAGAAUGGGACUGUAUUUGAAAAAAAGCUGUAACAAUUUUUCGAAACUAACCAAAAAUUUGAAAAAAAUUUACUAGAAAUGAUUUUCAAAUGCUCACGUGGACUGAAUUGUUCAAGCACAUAUUCACAUUUCUUGAAUAAAUUUCUAAAAGUUCCUAAUAAAUUGCAACUUCUAGAUCCUUACAAAAAUCGAUAUCAGUAAAGAUUUGGGAUUUUCAAAUAAACAAAUCGAAGGAAAAGAAGAAAUAACUCUGUUAUCCGAUGAACCUUUGAGAAGAAAAGGUUUGAAUUGGAUGUUAAUGAAAGAUGUUUAUGAUGAAGGAUUUAUUCUACAUGCUCCAAGCACGGUAAAUCUUCAUUCAAUACAUUUUCAUCCUCUCAAGUUUCCAGGAAGAACCAUAUUUCAAAAAAAUGAAAGAUACAAGUAAUGUAUCUUAUACUGAUUUUGUGAUGGAAAUCGAAGAAGAUCCGAGAAAAAGAUUGAGUGAUUCGUGGGGAAAAUGGAUGAAAUUUCAACCAUUGAAUAAAAUUCGAGAAUAUUUUGGAGAACAAAUUGCAUAUUAUUUUGCAUGGCAGGGAACAUUUAUUACUUUAUUAUGGCCGGCUACCAUUUUCGGGUUAUUUGUUUUUGUAUAUGGGUUUAUCGAUAGGUAAUAUUUGGAUGUUAGAUUAAAAAUUUCAUCCUACCCAUAUCUCUGAAAUUAUAUCAAUUUCAAGUUUUUAAUUUCUGAUCCUAUCAGCCCCUCCAUCUUUCUCCAACAAUUUUCAUAUUUCAGUGUAAGUACGAGUCCGAUUGAUUGGGAUGAUUGUGAAGAUAUCAAAAAUACCACAAUUACCUGUGAUUCCAAAAAAGGUGUAUCACAUUUUUUCACCUCUUUAUCUCAAUGGUUUAUGUCUUCUUUUGACACAAGAAUGAAUGCAUUUUUUGCUGUCUUUAUGUCGAUUUGGGGUAACUCUUUCUUAUUUUUCCACUUUCCAAAUUCACUUUUCAGGAAGUGUAUUUGUUCAAAUUUGGAAACGUAACAAUUCGGUACUUUCUUAUCAAUGGAACUCCGAAGAUUUUCAUUCUGUUGAACCAGAUCGACCUGAAUUUCGAGGAUCGAAACUGAAAGAAGAUCCAAUUACAGGUGAAGAUGUAUGGAUAUCUCCAGCUGUUAUCCGAUAUUUCAAAUUCGUAGUUUCAUUUUUAUUCGUCUCAUUUUUCAUGUCCCUCACAUUCAUAUCAUUGAUGUUGGUAACACUUCUAAAAAUAUGGGCAAAUCAUUUUUUCAAAUGUGAUACAAGUUAUACAUUCAAUUGUUGGUUUGUUACUGCUGUUAUCCCAUCUGUUCUGAAUACUUUAUCAACAAUGGGACUUGGAGCUGUUUAUAGUAAUUUGGUUGAGAAAUUGAAUCGAUGGGAAAAUCAUCGAACUGAAACUGAUCAUAAUAAUUCAUUGAUUGUUAAAAUAUUCGCAUUUCAAUUGGUUAAUACAUACACCUCAUUAUUUUAUGUGGCUUUCUUCAGACCGGAAUCACAUGUGAGUAGAAAAACUAUUGUUGAAGUCAUGGAUUAAUUUAUGUUUAGGGGUUUCAAUCAAACGGAUUAUUUGGACUUGGCGAAUCAUUCAAGGAUACGUGUAUUGAUGAAACUUGUGGAAGUUUAUUAGCUGUACAAUUACUAACUCAUACUUUAAUUAAACCUGUGCCAAAAUUCACGAUGGAUGUUGUUUUACCGUAAGUUUUGAAAAAAUGGAACAUCAGAGAGGCUUCUGACAAAACUGAUUUCGAAUCAAACAACUUUCAAUUUGAAUUUUUAGCCACAGUUAUCAGGAUGUUUCAAUCAGACCUUCUUUUGUUUUCCGAAAAUCAAACAAACAGCCCGAUUAGUAAAUCCUUAGAAUCGGGCUCAAAAAUCUUGAAAUCUGGUUCCGACUCUAGAACUUUUGAUAUUCAAUAGAACACCUUAACCUUUCAGAUAUCUAAUAAAAAUCUUCCGAAUCCAUCAAUGGUCUUCUCGAACAGAUAUUCGAUUCGAAAACAAUGAUGAAACCAAUGUUUUAAUUCGAGAAUGGCUCAAACCAAGUGCCGGAGAUUUUGUUCUUUGGGAAAUGAAUGAGAAAAUUAUCAUGUUUGGAACGACUAUGGUAACUAACUAAACUUUCUUGCGUUUUUCUCUUCAAGAUUUUUUUUCAGAUGUUUGCCUCGCUUUUUCCGUUAGCUCCCCUACUUUCUUUAAUUAUUGGCUUUGUUGAUAUGCGAAUUGAUGCACAUCGUUUGAUUUGGUUCAAUCGAAAACCAAUUCCUCAAAUCACUACUGGAAUUGGAAUUUGGCUGCCAAUUCUGACAUUUUUACAAUAUUGCGCGGUUUUUACGAAUGCUUUCAUAGGUAAUUUUUGAACGGAAAGAGUGAAACUUUACUAAUAAUUAUAUUUAGUUGCAUUUACUUCUGGCUUUUGUUCCAAAUUUUUCGAUGAUGGUUAUUGUAAUGUUCAAAAUCGACUUUUGAUUGUUAUUGUUUUUCAGGUAAUGGGAGAUAAGUUUUUUUUCAAAUUAAAUUUUUUUGCAGAACAUUGUGUUCAUUUUACGAUAUUUAUUAUCUUGCAUAAUUCCAUCGACUCCGGCAGCAAUAAAAUUAGCAAAAAGAAAGAAACAUUAUGUAAUUGGACAUAUUUUGGAAAAAGGAGAUGUUCCACAUAAAACAAGAGCGAAGAAAAAGACAAGAAUUGCUAAAAUAGCGUGGAUUACUAUGAAUAAACGAGAAAAAAGAAGUCGGGGUUCGAAAUAA
Caenorhabditis angaria is the source of this 3623-nucleotide messenger RNA. The record is from the annotation of a GenBank genome assembly. NCBI's taxonomy places the organism in Eukaryota, Metazoa, Nematoda, Chromadorea, Rhabditida, Rhabditidae.